This is a messenger RNA of Clupea harengus (Atlantic herring), 6720 nucleotides long. It is a transcript of the gene dnmt3ba, whose product is annotated as DNA methyltransferase 3 beta, duplicate a. Gene Ontology annotation, molecular function: DNA (cytosine-5-)-methyltransferase activity, acting on CpG substrates; protein binding; DNA binding. The record is from RefSeq and is a predicted model, not a curated record. Gene Ontology annotation, cellular component: nucleus. Gene Ontology annotation, biological process: negative regulation of transcription by RNA polymerase II. Lineage: Eukaryota; Metazoa; Chordata; Actinopteri; Clupeiformes; Clupeidae.
UUUAGCUUGACCUUCCUCACGUGUGCCUUAUUGUGUGAAAUAGCCCAAAACUAAAUAUUGUUAAUCAAUGGACGUCGUACACUUUAUGGAGUUGGCUACUUUCUUUAUGUUAUUAUCGUAUAUCGACGAAAUACUGACGGAUAUUAAUAGCUGAUUGGACUACCAUCCCAUGAAUUGCUUUGCUAGCCAGCGGAUUAAGCUUUAUAUAGAAAACAGGGUUAUAUUAAAUAUUGCCGGGUUAACACGUACGACACUCAAAAUCAGCAUUUAUAUCUCUAUUGGCUAUACGAUUCGCUUAUUUACGAAUUCGCAGACGACCGCACAGGCCUGUAGCCAAAUGUUAGGCAGGGAGGGUUGCCUCGUCGAUUUGUCGACCAAUCAGCACAAAGAACCUAAGAACGACCAGUGGACGUCACCUUGGUUUGUGGUCGCCAGGAAAAACCUGCUAGCUAGCUUUUACGCCGGGGCUGGUGUGUGUGCUGGAGCUAGGGCGAUAAAGUUGAAGGCACCUGAAAGAUGGCAACAAAUGUAAGCCUGGAUGGAAGUCUCACAGAAAACAAAUCCAGCCGCUUUGACCUCUUAAAAUGGUUGAAUAAAAGCCUACAGACUGAAUUCAACCAGGUGGAGCAGACAUGUUCAGGUGCAUGUUAUUGCCAGAUGAUGCACUGGCUGUUUCCAGAAUCCAUCGACUUGGAAAAAGUUAAAUUUCAAGCAAAAGAUAAAGAGGAGUUUGUCCAUAACUUCGGUCUGCUGCAGGAUAGCUUUGUGAAGACUGGUGUCAACAGAUCUGUUCCUCUAGAGGAUCUCGUCAAAGGAAGUUUCAAGGCCACCUUUCAUUUUAUGAAAUGGUUCAAGAGAUUCUUCAUUGCCAACUGUUCGGGGCAGACGUACAACCCAGUGGCGGCACGAAACGGAGUGGAAAUAAGUCUCGCAAGGCCUUUCCUUCGGUUUUCACAAUCCAACGAGCCAGCAGAAACAGUUGAAAUAGAAUCUGACACUGAUGAGGAGACUCGUGGUAAGAAGGGGACUGAUCCUUCCUACAAAGAUAAGGGGAUUUCCUACAGAGAUGAGUGGAACACCACCUUCAGUUGGAUUAAACCAAGUGAUUUGGGAAAAGCUUAUGCUUUCUGCAGUGUCUGCAACAUUAACCUCAGCAUCCAGCAUUCAGGCACGUAUGAAAUUAGGCGACACCAGAAAUCGAAAGCCCACGAUCGAAACAAAAGAAAUGUGUCUGAUGGCACCAUCACCAUUGAAGACACAGUCUCCUGUAGUGAGGCUCUUUUUCAGUUCAUCCAGACUCUUGGUAUUUCUGAGGUCUCAGCUGAAAAUGAAAAGGUGUCUCACCCCAGAACAAAGCUUGUCUUGGGACCACAUUAUCCAGAAGACAUCAUGUCAGCCUGCAGGCAAAACCCUUACUGUCUAUAUAUUUAUGGGCAGAUAGCUGUGGCUGAUGGACAACAGGCCCUAGUGGUGCUUGUGGGAUUUUUUGAUGACAAGGCAGCGAAGCACCGUAUUCGUUUCUUGGAUGCUUUCCAGACCUCAGGCAGUGAUUCGGAGGAAGCAGUGGUCAGUUUCUUGACAGAGACUUUCAAAAAGUUUGAACUUCCCAGCCAAAACCUGUGUGCUUUUUACACAGCUGGAGUAGGAGAGCACUCUGAUAAGAUAGCCUCUCAGCUGAAGCAACUCAGUCCGAACAUAGUGGCCCUCGGUGGGCUAUACAGUCUACCAGAUGCUGCUUGCCAUGCAGGUGUGAUGGAGCACUUUCAUGAAGUCAAGGAAUUGAUUCUGAAAAUCCAUGCCCACUUUGCCACCCUCUCGACUAGUGAUGAGAACCUCAAAACACUUUUCACAGGUCUUCAUGAACUUGAACAGUCUAUGUCUCCCCAAAGCACACCCUGCCAGGCCUUUUCUACUUUAGUUGGAAGGGUUGUUGGAAUGUGGCAGGAGCUCAUCUCAUACUUCGGCACAGAUGCCUGUGGAGAGGAGAAGAGUAAGUUUGAGGAGAUUUGCACGCAACUGAAAAACCCUGAACUCAGGGCCAAGUUCAUAUUUUUGGAGAGUGUUUUGAAGCCCUUGCGUUCCUUUCAGGAACGACUAGAGACACUGGACGGAACCAUUCGUGCUGAUCUUAUGCAGAUCUUGCGUGAAGCCAGUGGGCUGUUGCGUGUCUAUGCCUCUAGCUUUCUGAGACCACAGGCUGUGAUGCGCUUCCUCAAGGAGCGAGACGCAGACCUCCUCAUGAACCCCAAGUUCUACCUCCCCACACCCCAGCAGAAUCUAGGUGGGACAGCUGUCGAGGACUUCCUGUCAGAACACGAAGCAGACAUGGCGGAUUCUGUGCAGGUGUUCCUGGAAAAGUGUGUGUCCUUCUAUGCUACCCUCACAGCAAACCUGGUGGAGGGUCUUCCCCUGAGUGACGGGGUACUGAGAAGCAUGUCCCAGCUACUGAGCCCAGAGGGAAGGUUGAAGGUCACUGGGAAGGCUGUGGUGGAUCUUGCCAUGCAGCUCGGUCUCACCAGCACUCCGGAAGAAUCCUCAAAGCUUACAGAUGAUUUUCUUGAGUACCAGCUUGUGGAUGAACAGAAGGGGGAGCUGAAUGCAAGUAGUAGUGUGAAUGGCUCUGAGGAAGGAUAUUUGGAUUCCUCAUCCACACUGUCCCUGGAGGAGCACUGGGGCACUUACCUGAGGACCACAGGGGCCACAUCCAUUUUCAGGAAACUGAUGCUGAGCCUCCUGGCUCUCCCCUGCCCACCUUUGGAGGCUGAGAAGGUUUUUGCCCAGGCUGUAGCAAGUGUGGAUUUUGCCCAUUUAAAUGACAGUAAAAAAAUCGACCCUGAUGUCAUCAAUGUGGAACUGACUAGUGACAGCUGUCCCUCAGACGGUGUUAGUCCUAAACCAUCUCCCAGCAGGAGUAGCAGGAGUAACAGGAAAAAGAAAGCUCCCAGCAGCAAAGUGCUGAAUGACCUUGCAUGCUCAUUGAGGCCCUGUGCUGUGCGCCUUCAGAGGAUGACCAAGGUGAAUGUGGUAGAGGAUGAUACAGUGGCCAUGGAGGAUGAUGUCACUUGGACCAGUACUGAGGGCGGUGGUGUUAGGGGCAUGUACGGGUGGGACAGCAGCUUGCGCCAAAGACCCCCUGUCCGCACCGUCUUUCAAGCAGGCGCAGGGACAUGGUGCAAACCAAAAAGUCCAGAGAAGGAGGAUGAGGGCCCCAGAAAAGUGGCGCAGUCCACACCAGCGCCGGUAAAGAAUACGCCACGCGCCUCUGUGGCAAGCACCCCCUCUUCUGCAAGUCCCAGAUAUGGGAAGAAAGGACAGAUGUACCAGGAUGGCCAUAGCUUCAUCGUGGGAGAGCUGGCUUGGGGGAAGGUGAAGGACUUCUCCUGGUGGCCCGGGCUGGUGGUGCCCUGGCAGGGUAGGGUCGCCCCCGUGGGCAUGAGGAGAGUGGAGUGGUUCGGAGAUGGCAUGUUCUCAGAGAUCCAUGUAGCGGGUCUACUGCCGUUGGCCGCCUUUGCAAAGUGUUUCUGCACCAACUCCUAUGCCAGCUUGCCACUGUAUAAAAGUGCCAUCCACAACGUUCUGGAGCUGGCUGGUGAUCGCUGUGACAAGUCUUUCUCCUCCUCGUCGGGGGACAAAGCAGACGAGCUGAAGGCCAUGCUGGAGUGGGCCUUCGGUGGCUUUCAGCCCUCUGGACCCGACGGGUUCCUCCCUCCCUCUGACGGCAAGACAACUCCAAAGGAUUCUGACUCCUCCAUGUCUGAUUACCAGCCCCCAGCCAAGAGGAAGCACGUCUCUAAAAACAAAUCCUUUGUCGAGCCAAAGGGACGAGCUAAUAUCCUCCAAGACGUGUCUGGUAAAGUGAAAAAAAUUGAAAAUUUCUGUAUAUCAUGUGGAUCGACUGACACUGAGGUUCCGCACCCCCUGUUUGAAGGAAGUCUCUGUGAGAAGUGCAAGAAGAACUUCAUGGAGACCUUGUACAGAUACGAUGAAGAUGGCUAUCAGUCCUACUGCACGGUGUGCUGCCAUGGUCACGAGGUGCUGCUGUGUAGCAAUGCCAGCUGCUGCAGAUGUUUCUGUAAGGACUGCCUGGACUUCCUGGUAGGCCCGGGAACGUUUGAGCGGACGAAGGAGGUGGACCCGUGGAGCUGCUACAUAUGUCUGCCCCCAAAGAAGUCUGGGGUGCUGAAGCUCAGGGCCAACUGGAGCGUACGAGUCCAGGAGUUCUUCGCCAACAACAGCGCCUUUGAAUUCGAGCCACACCGAAUCUAUCCAUCCAUCCCUGCCCACAAGCGCCGGCCCAUCAGAGUCCUGUCUCUCUUUGACGGCAUUGCCACAGGCUACCUUGUGCUGAAAGACCUCGGCUUAAAGAUUGAGCUUUACGUCGCUGCGGAGAUCUGUUCUGACUCCGUCGCUGUGGGCACAGUGAAACACGAGGGAAAAGUCCAGUACAUCAGGGAUGUGCGCAGCCUCACCCGCAAACAUUUGGCUGAAUGGGGUCCGUUUGAUCUUCUGAUUGGUGGAAGCCCAUGUAAUGAUCUGUCUAUGGUGAACCCAGCUCGCAAAGGACUCUUUGAGGGCACAGGUAGGCUGUUCUUUGAGUAUUACCGUAUGCUGACAAUGAUGAGGCCGAGGGAUGGUGACGACCGGCCGUUCUUCUGGCUCUUUGAGAACGUGGUAGCCAUGGGUGCGAAUGACAAGAGCGAUAUCUGCCGCUUCCUAGAGUGUAACCCCAUCAUGAUAGAUGCAAUUAAUGUAAGCCCUGCUCACAGAGCUCGAUACUUCUGGGGAAACCUUCCAGGAAUGAACAGGCCUAUGACUGCCUCUCAGAGUGACCGAGUUAAUCUGCAGGACUGUCUGGAGAUUGGACGGACAGCCCAGUUCACCAAAGUGAGAACCAUCACCACCAAGUCCAAUUCCAUCAAACAAGGAAAGAUGGGACCUCUGCCAGUCACUAUGAACGGGAAGGAGGACUACCUGUGGUGCACUGAGAUGGAGAGGGUGUUUGGGUUCCCAAAACAUUACACGGACGUGGCCAACAUGGGCCGGAGCCAGCGGCAGAAGCUCCUGGGUCAGUCGUGGAGCGUUCCAGUGAUCCGCCAUCUUUUCGCUCCCCUCAAGGACUACUUCGAGUGCGAGUAGGAAACGCCGUUGUUGUGCCUUGCUUUCGUAACUCCACAAACAAAACAACACCAAAACAACCAAAACCGAUAACAACAGCAUGCAUACUGUAGCAGCCAGCAUGCAAACUGUAGCAGCAACAAUGGCAGCACCAGUGUCAGGGAUCAUGAGUUUUACAGUAAUGAUGAAAUGUUGCCUCCUGUUGGUGGAGGUGUGAACUUCAUCAUCACUCAGCUGACACUUUUAACUUUUUUAACACACAAAUGUUACUCUUUAAUGUUCCGAUUUCUUACAGUUUUGUAAAUGAUAGACCAUGUUAAAAUCCCAUCCACUACCUCAGUUCAUUUUGGUUGGAUUCGGUUUGAUUCUGGUGGAAACGAUUGAGCUAUUAUUUAUGAUUUUAUUCAUUGAUUUCUAUAGUGUUUUUAAAAUUGACUGUAGUCAUUUUAAAAUUGAAUUAUUUCAUUAAUCUUGUCUUACUGUGACCAUGUGACCAAUUUAGUUUUUAAGCUUUCUUAACUCACAUUUGUAUAAAAUGUAUUUGGUACACAGGUGCCCCCCCCCCCCAACUCAUGUUUGUAGUCAGAUCUUUCAAGCUCUGACACAUUUUAAUUUAUUCAUUGUAUUUAUAUACACUUAUUGCUAAUUUCCCAGCAUACAUAGUGUACACAGUACAGUGUUUUAUAUUUCAAGGAAAAACAUCCAGGUCUAAUAAUUUACCUUCCUUGUGGUUUACCAUCCUAAUCACAGUUGGUGCUCAUUUACACACAACUGGUGCUGCCUUUGAAUACACAAUGUUCAUAUUUUUAAGUGCCUGAAAAGAUGAUGUCCCCCAUCCAGAUAUGAUGGCUCAUAGGCUCAUUUUACCAAACAAACUCUUUAGCUACAGUGAGAACAUGACCGUGAAUAGUAGUACUCUAAAAGAGACACUCUUAUUUAAACAAGUCAGUAGUUUUUGUGAAUCAAGCGCUAUUUGGGUAGUAAUUAAUAGCCAUAUACCCUCCCUUCACUUAAGCAAGGCUUAAAGAACACAGGCCAAUUCAAAUAAGCCAAAAUAUCAAAAUGAAGAAGUAAGCAGUGGCAUAGUGCAUGUUUCUUUUUGGGUGAAAAGUGGUUUGCUGAAAAAAAUAAUGUCUUGUAGUGUGUGAUAAUGAUUUAAUGAUGAGGGCUGCAUAUUGAGCUGUGUGUUUAUGAGAUGAUUUUUUUGUGCCACAUGAUUUAAUCACGUUACCUCUACAGGGCCAAGACCCUGAAGCACCAGCAGCUCAUAGGGGUUCUGUUGGAGUUCAUAUGAUGUUAAUUAUGAAUUAGGGGAAGUGAUCAAUUCUUGCCUUAAAAAAAAUAUAUGUUUAACUUUAUGUUUAACUUGAAAGACUUGGUGCUGUUUCAAACUUUUCUACCCUGUUAUUCAAAUUGACCUGAAUGUCUUGGUGCUACUUCAGUCUUUUUUUUACUCUUGUUUUUUUUUCUCCAGUUAUUUGCAUUUUGUUUGUGUUUAUAAUUAUUUGCAAUAGAAUGUUGCUAGAACACACGGGUCUGCUCUUUGUUGACUUGUGUUUGUCAGAUGCUAGAAAUAAAUAUAACGCACAGUGCGUUUGUCCUGUC